Spinacia oleracea (spinach) is the source of this 1494-nucleotide messenger RNA. RefSeq lists its product as uncharacterized. NCBI's taxonomy places the organism in Eukaryota, Viridiplantae, Streptophyta, Magnoliopsida, Caryophyllales, Amaranthaceae. The record is from RefSeq and is a predicted model, not a curated record. The transcript has a single exon. Bases 1 to 1494 code for a protein of 497 amino acids.
AUGAACAACCCCCGCCGAGACAAAGUGAAGGUCCCUACCAUCGAGCCUUUCGAUGGAACUACGGAUCCAGAAGAACACAUGGCCGCCUAUGCGGCUCAAAUGAACGUUCAGACUGGAUGCGGAGCUACUUGGUGCAGGUACUUUCCAACCACCUUGAAGGGUCUUGCCCUUAUAUGGUUCAACAAGCACGUACCAAAGGGAAGCAUCAAGAGCUACAGUGAGCUUGAAAAGGUUUUCAUCAGCCAAUUCGCGGCGGGUCGGAGGCACCAAAGGACAAGUGUCAACUUAAUGGCAGUCAGACAGGGAGAGACGGAGACCCUUCACAAUUAUAUUAAGAGAUUCAAUGAAGAAGUCCUAAAGAUACACAAUCUCAAGGACGAAACCAAGUUCGCAGCCCUAUUAGCAGGUCUUCAGCCAGAUGACUUCAAGUUUGAAUUGGUCAAGUCCGGGGUGUCCAACCUCGAGGAAGCAAUGGAGAAGGCCCAAAUGCACAUUCAAGCCACAGAUAUUUGUAAGAUCAAUUGGGGUGGUGAGAGUGGAACAAGGCAAAAACAAAAGCCAAGACCUAAUGGCAGCCACGACCAAACUCAGCCCUCCCUCAAAAAGUCGGUUAUGGUUGAUGACCAUGGUGAGGAUCCGAGGUACAACCGCAAUAGGCGGGAAAUUUACCUUGAUCUCAAAGGAAAAGACAUCCUCCCUAAGCCACCUGCAAUCCGUACGCCCGAAGCAAAGCGAGACAAGUCACUUUGGUGUGAGUUUCACCACGAGUGCGGGCACACCACAAAGAACUGUAGGGAGCUGAAAAAGGCACUGGAUCACUUGGUUGACAAGGGCAAGCUGAAUAAUUACUUAAGGAAGAAUCCCCCAAAAGCAAAAGCCAAAGAAAAGGAGUCUCUUAGUGAUGAUACGGGAGACUACAUUGGAGUGAUAGCCGGAGGCUUGGCAACAGGCGGGUCUGUGAGCAAGGCGAAGGAUAGCUUGUGGGCACUGGAACAUCAAGUCCUAAAAGUGGCAUCGGCUUCUCAAACAUCCCCGGUGAUGACAUUUGGUGGGAACACUAUUCAUCCAAUUCAAGAGUCCCAUGACGAUCCGCUGGUCAUCGAGAUGAAAGUCGCUAACUCAACGGUAGGGCGAGUGUUAGUGGAUAGUGGAUCAUCCGCCGACAUCAUUACUCUAAAGUGUCUAGAAGGGCUCAAGUAUUCCAAAGAUGAUCUGAAAACCAUCUCCCAGCCACUCAUUGGAUUUGGAGGUCAAGGCGUCCAUCCUCAAGGCACCAUCAAGCUACCUGUCAGGUUGGGUCCUAAAAACAAGGGAAGACGGUUGUUGGUAGACUUUCUUGUCGUGGACAUCUCCCUGCCAUACAACAUCAUCUUAGGCCGACCUCUACUAAGCAAAAUAAAAGCCGCAAUCUCGGUGUACCAACUUCUCAUGCAGUUUGAGUUGGAAGAUGGCUCCGUGGGAAAAAUCUUUGGGGAUCAACAAGUGGGCAGGUGA